Molecule: messenger RNA, 681 nt
Organism: Arachis stenosperma
Lineage: Eukaryota; Viridiplantae; Streptophyta; Magnoliopsida; Fabales; Fabaceae
Product: agamous-like MADS-box protein MADS1
Exons: 7
Coding region: 28-681 (217 amino acids)
Biological process (GO): positive regulation of transcription by RNA polymerase II
Cellular component (GO): nucleus
Molecular function (GO): RNA polymerase II cis-regulatory region sequence-specific DNA binding; protein dimerization activity; DNA-binding transcription factor activity, RNA polymerase II-specific
Source: RefSeq, a predicted model, not a curated record
CAUGAAGGAUCUUCGUCUCAGAAGAGAAUGGGAAGAGGGAAGAUCGAGAUCAAGCGAAUCGAGAACACGACGAAUCGGCAGGUGACGUUCUGUAAGAGGCGGAACGGAUUGCUGAAGAAAGCUUAUGAACUGUCUGUGCUUUGUGAUGCUGAAGUCGCUCUUGUUGUCUUCUCCAGUCGUGGCCGUUUGUAUGAGUAUGCUAACAACAGUGUUAGGGCAACAAUUGAAAGGUAUAAAAAAGCAUAUUCUACUUCCACAAGCGCAGAAUCUGUGUCUGAAGCUAACACGCAGUAUUACCAGCAAGAAUCAACCAAAUUGAAAAGACAAAUCAGAGAGAUUCAAAAUCUAAACAGGCACAUCCUUGGUGAAGCACUCAGCACUCUAAGCCUUAAGGAACUAAAGAACCUUGAAAGCAGAUUGGAGAAAGGCUUAAGCAGAGUCAGAUCCAGAAAGCAUGAAACAUUGUUAGCUGAAGUUGAAUUCAUGCAAAAACGGGAAAUUGAGCUGCAAAACCACAACAAUUUUCUGAGAGCAAAGAUAGGUGAAUUUGAGAGAGCUCAACAACAACAACAACAUCAACAGGAACAAAAUUUUUUAAUGGCACCUGGUGGAGGAACUAUAUGUGACACAAUUGCAUCUUCACAACAACCACCACCACCAUUUGAUCGCAACUUCUUUUAG